CCACCCGCACCCAACACGCAUCAAACCAAAAGUUAACGGGGGCUACGCUUCCACAUUCCAAACCCCACACUACACAUUGCUACUACUGCUCACCCAGAAUACACUCUGACUAUUAUCUGCCAGUUGCAUUCGCUGUAAUCGACGCUGCAAUCCACCUGCACCUGCGAAAACACAAACACGACUGUUCCGCCUACCAUGGCGCCCCAUCCUGAGAUUGCGGCCGACGGGCAGGCACUCUCGCCCAUGGCCGUGAAUGCUCUGCAGCUGGCCAAGUCAAUGGUCAAGCGUGAACAACCCGCACCAUACAAGGACCUCGCCUCAGCAGGCGCACGUCCACCAAACGACCUCUCCGGACCCGGCUUCCAGGCUCUCUUUGCCCUGAUCGGUGUCGGACUGGCACUUGGAGCCAUCUGGUUCUUCUUCUGGGCCAAGAACGGCGGCUUCAAGUGGCGCGAAAACGAUUGGGAGGACUACAAGUCGACGGUGCUGAGGCGCAAGGGACCAGAUGGAAAGACACUAUCCAACGCAACCAAGAGCACCAGGCUCGGUGGCGGCAGUGUCGUUCACGGUGGCAGCUACUUUGGCGAGCAGAGCGAAAUUGCUUACACUGACGAGACCGGCACAAGCGUCGACGCCAGCGAGUACCGCGACGCCGAGCGAGGCGAGGGCGGUCUUCGUGGUGGAGAUGGACGAAGGCAUAAGAAGCACCGCCGCGACCACACCAACGACUACAAAGACCCUGAGCUCCGCAAGUACCGCGAGGAGAAGGCUGCCCGUGUCGGCGGCCUCAACCGCGUUGGCGACGGCAUGUACACUGACUAUUCUGGCUCUCAACCUUCUGAAGUCGGCGGCUCUCAGGUCUCGAGUAACGUACCACUGGUCAAGAAGGAACCCAAGGACCCUAAGAAGGAGGCCAAGGCUAAAGAAGCACGUGCAAAGGAACGUAUGCGCAAGGCCAAGGCCGCUGAAAAGGAAGCUGCGAAGAAGGCUGCCGCCGAAGAGAAGGCUCGCAAGGAAGAACAAAAGGCAGAGGCUAAGCGUGCAAAGGAAGAGCAGAAGAGGUCCAAGAAGACACCUUCCGAAGCUCCCGAAAUGGCUGAAGUCAACCGCCCCAUGAUUGAGUACCGAUCCCCUCAGAGCGACUACAACCCUGGACCUGCAUACACCGAGUACACUGCCCCAUCUGAAGCCGGCACACCCACACGCGCUCCCACAAGGAGCAAGGCACCAUCUGGCCCCCGUCGCGCUCCUCCCUCUGCUGCAUACUCUUUCACUACCGGCGAAGACGACAACGCAACCGUCUACACUGGCGUCUCCACUAGCGACUUUGCCAAACCUCCUCCACCCAAGGCCCCCAAGACUGAGCGCUCCGCACCUUCUGAAGUCACUGAGUCGAGCUACUACUCCGAUUACCGCCCCAACGCCGACAAGUCCCUCUACUCGGACCCCAACAAGCACGCCCCUCGCUCCCGCUCAGCCCGCCCAUCUCAGGAUCGCCCCCGCUCUGGUCGCCCAACCUCCGAGUCUCGUCCUCGCCCAUCAGGCUCCCGCUCGCGCCCAACCUCUGAGUCGCCCCGCAAGCAACACCGCACUUCUCGCCCAGCACCUCCCCCAUCCGACAUCUUCACCACUACCAACGGUGACUCCCAGGGUCACAUGAGCUACCCAUGCCACAUCCCUGGCCUUAGCCAGGCCGGCAGUGUACACCCCAUGGAGAGUGUCUCUCAAGUCGGUGUCCCGACAAACGCAAGGAGGGAGCGUGGUGGCAGAGACGUCAUGGACGGCUACCGUCGCGGCGGUGUCCGUGCCGUAGGACGCAGGGACAGCUUGAGCGACAGUGACUAGAUUCGUGCACUUUCUUCUUCUACUGCAUGAUUUCGAGGUAAUGAGCAUGAUUUGAGGCGGCAUACCCCUUCUUGGCGUUAUUUGGGUUUUGAUAGAGCGACUUCUUUCGACUUUUCAACUUGGUACAGAGAGCGAGAUGAGACAUGGAAUUGGUGCCACUGUAUAGUGUACGGACUUGCAAAGGGUAUACCAGUGGUGGAUGGAACGACGAUCAAGCGUCAUGGGAUCAAGAUUCACGGACUGUAUGUAGUAACAACAAAGCAAUACAUGAGACGAUAUCACGAU
This is a messenger RNA of Alternaria alternata, 2130 nucleotides long. RefSeq lists its product as hypothetical. The transcript has a single exon. NCBI's taxonomy places the organism in Eukaryota, Fungi, Ascomycota, Dothideomycetes, Pleosporales, Pleosporaceae. The record is from RefSeq and is a predicted model, not a curated record. The annotation marks the transcript as partial.